GUUAUCUAAACCAUUCUACAACAGAUUGGCGACAACACCAAAAACCGGAGCUCCAAGAGAGCGCUCUGGAAGGUUUUAGCUCGGCUUUGCAAAUCGUGGCCAGGCAAGGCCUUUAAGUCUGGAUCUGAGCAGUGGGACCAUGAGGUCUGCAGCGUACCUGCUUGUGGCGCUUCUUGCUUGUGCGAGCCUGAGGAGCCUGGUCGCGCAAGAGGCUGGAGAGGCUUACGAUGUCAACAAGGAGCUUGAAAAGCUAAAGGGGUGGAAGCACUAUCUGCAGAGCGAGCUCGACAAGGCAAAUGCCGCCCUGAAAACUGAGCAGGACAAGACCGCGCAGCUCACGCAGCAGCUCACGGACGCGAACGCCAGGGCGACCGCUGCUGCCGGCGCUGCAGAUGCCACUGCAAAGGUCAACGAGCUCACCGCAAAGGUCGCAGAGCUGACCCAGCAGCUCACCGCCGCCACCACUCGUGCCACCACCGCUGAGGCCCAGGCCACGGCCGCGGCCACCGCCCAGAAGCAGGCCGCGGACGCGCAGGUCACCAUCGCGCAGCUGCAGAAGGACGCCGCGGAUGCAAAGGCCAAGGUUGCUGAGCUGGAUGCCAAGCUGGCGGCGCAGGUGCAGGCAGCUGCUGCGGCUAACGGCGAGGCCAACGUGCUGCGCACCAAGCUGGCGGAGCAGGCGGCGAAGGCUGAGGCUGCGGUGGUGGAGCGCCAGACGCUGGAGGCGCGCGUCGCGGAGCUGGCCAACGCAACUGCCAAGGCCGGCGGCCUCCGCGGCCACGCUCUGGCCAUCUACGACAUCCUGGUGGACGAGGCCGCCAAGCACCGCGACGUCGCCAUCAACUACGCCAAUGACAAGCUGCCCGGCCUCAAGGCCAAGAUCACGGAGGUGCACGCCCAGGUGUCAGCGCAGCUGCCCAAGGUGAACGUGACGGAGCACGUGGGCGCCUUCGUGGGCCACGUGGAUGGCGAGAUCCGCCCCUGGCUGGCGCAGACGCUGUCGGCGGUGCCUCAGCUGAAGAAGUACGGCGACGACCCCGUGGCUCUGCAGGCCAUCGUGUACUGCAUCAUCGGCGCGCCGGUGGUGCUGCUGUUCUCGCUGCUGCUAUCGUGCUGCUGCCGCUCGGGUCAUCGUGCUGAGCCGGACGCCCCGGCUACCGUGGGCGGCAAGCGGAAGGUCGGCAAGGGCAAGGCGAAGCAGGGCUGAUGGGGCGGCCCACGGGACGCUUAUGCACACAAUAAAGACGACGACUCGUGGACACCAAAUGACGCGUACGGGUACUACGACCAGGCGGGCGGAGGCGGCGGGCCAGCAGCAGGGGCACUAGCGGUGCCAGCUCACCUACAGUUCCAGCACUUGCCAGGCACGAGCUCUCUGCCCCCAGGAUUUUCAGUAGGAGACAGACUAGAUGCACUAGGGGCAGCGAACGGCGGCGGCGGCGCGACCGGUACCCACAGCGGUGCCGCCGCGUUCGCAGCGGCGUACCGCAGCGGCUACCGCCCUUCAUCGGAGCGGCAGUUCCGCACGAUGCCAGGGUCGGCUGCGCAGCAGGAGGCAACGGCGACGGUGGUCAGCUCUCGUCGGACGUCAGACCUCCUGUGGAGGAGAGCUGCGGGGCCGUUGGGGCCCCUGGAUCUGCAGCGGGCGAGAGCAUCAGACGCGUACGAAGCAGUCGACUCGCCGGUGUAGGAAGGGGGUUGCUCUAUGGACACCGUGUGGGUGCCUGUCGACUGAUAGAAUGGGCUGCUGGACCUUGUAGCCUGAAAGCUCCAUGUAUUGCUCUGGAGGCGGUAGGGAGGGCAGAGAGGCUAGUGCUGGGUAUUGUAGGCAGUUGGGCGGGAGAGAAGUGCUGAGCGUGCGCAGGUAGGGUAGACACCGCUCCCCUCUCGCUGUGGGGAUGGUUGUGAGGUUUGGCCGCUGCCUGGUAUUGGACUCUUGGGGUGCCUCGACAAACAUGGCGCUUUGGAUUCCGCGUAUCGAGUUUCAGACGGUUCUGGUCAAGAGACGAAUUGUCAGAGUCGUGUGCAUGGGCGCCCGUGGGCGCUGCUGGCUCCGCCGCUGCGGCGGAUGAGUUAUGAGGGCAUAGACCGGUGAGCAAACAGGCGAUAAUGUUGCGGUGAUGGUGGGCAGUGCGCAUUGGCAAAGCGCGGUUAAGCAACAGGUAUCAAGGCCUUCGCCGGCGACUUCCUCAGGGCCUCAUGUAAACAGGAAUGCCC
Molecule: messenger RNA, 2217 nt
Organism: Chlamydomonas reinhardtii
Lineage: Eukaryota; Viridiplantae; Chlorophyta; Chlorophyceae; Chlamydomonadales; Chlamydomonadaceae
Exons: 6
Coding region: 140-1207 (355 amino acids)
Source: RefSeq, a predicted model, not a curated record